GCAGCAGCAUCAGACCUUAUAUGGCAGAAGAAGACAUUAGCAGCGCAUCUGAUUGGGGAACUGCUGCUGCUGCAGUCAGCUCGCUCGCUCUGUAAAAAUGCUGGCCUGGAGCAGCCUGGGGGACGCUCAACACACCUACUAGCACAUACAUAACCACACAGCGCACACACACACACCCCACAUACAACUGCUGAAGUAGAAAAUGACAGAAAACGAAAAUGAAGGUGUAUUUCAUUGUCGACGCUCGUGUGUUUGUUGAACCUGGGCUAGGUUCACAUUGUUCAUGGAUUACUGGGGCAAGGCAAAACCCCAUGCACAUCAUUAGGCAACAUGUCUCAAGACCUCAUCAUCAACCUACAGAACCACACAAUGUUGCCUUUAAAAGAAUGGCCAGAAGACCAAAUAGGGGUGGGCGUCGACGCAUCUUCAGCCUUCAACAGGAGAUGUCAAUAGUAAACAUAGUUCGAGCCAACAAUGCUAUCCGUCUCCACCAGCUCAGAGCUGAAAUCCUGGCUGACCAAGGGACAUUUCAAAAUGUCAAUCAGGUCAGCAUAUCAACUCUUCGCCGGAUCUUGGAGAAGCGCAGUGUCACGAUGAAGCAGCUGUACCGAGUCCCAUUUGAAAGAAAUGAGGACCGGGUUAAGGAACUUCGCCGUACAUAUGUUCAGAGAGUCCUGGACAUGGAUGGAGCUGACCAAAUACAUGAAUUUAUUUUCAUUGAUGAGGCCGGGUUCAACCUGUCAAAGAACAGACGUCGGGGGCGCAAUAUCAUUGGGCAAAGGGCAAUUGUGCACGGCCCUGGGCAGCGUGGUGGAAACAUCACAUUGUGUGCUGCCAUAAGUCUUAGGGGGUUACUUCACCACCACUGUAAAAUAGGUGCAUACAACGCCCAAAACAUCAUUGCAUUCUUAGAUGCACUUCAUUUCACUGUUGUGCAGGACAGACCAGACCAGCCCAGGUUUGUUGUUAUCUGGGAUAAUGUAAGCUUCCACCGGGCUGCUCUGGUCCGUGACUGGUUCGACAACCACAACCUAUUUGAUGUAAUGUACUUGCCCCCUUACUCGCCAUUUCUAAACCCAAUAGAAGAGUUUUUCUCUGCCUGGAGAUGGCGUGUGUAUGACCAUCAGCCACAUGCCCGUGUGCCUCUUCUUCAGGCAAUGAACCAGGCCUGCGGAGACAUUGAUGUCCAGGCAAUACAGGCAUGGAUAAGGCACUCCAGAGCCUACUUCCCCCGAUGCUUGGCAAGGGAGGAUAUUGCCUGCGAUGUAGAUGAGGUCAUGUGGCCAGACGCAAACAGAAGGCAGGCGCCAUAAUUGUUUUAUUUACGUACUGUAAAAUGCAGGCCCCAUAAUUGUUUUUUUGAAGUGCUUUUGUAAAGUUGUUGUUGUUUUGUUUUUUGAAGUGCUUCUGUGUAGUGGGCCUACUAUUGUUUCAUUUGGUUUUUAUUUUUACUUUGUUUUACAGUAGUUUAUGUACUGAAGGCUUUUCGAGUCUACAUCAUUGAAUAUUUCUGUUUUGGGGUUGUUAUGUGCCUUAUCUGCUUUGU
Messenger RNA from Neoarius graeffei (lesser salmon catfish), 1546 nucleotides. RefSeq lists its product as uncharacterized. The transcript has 3 exons. The coding region runs from base 219 to 1313 and encodes 364 amino acids. Lineage: Eukaryota; Metazoa; Chordata; Actinopteri; Siluriformes; Ariidae. The record is from RefSeq and is a predicted model, not a curated record. Gene Ontology annotation, molecular function: nucleic acid binding.